AGAAAAAAUUGUUCCAAAAGUUUUCAUCAACAAAAACAAAAUGAAAUUAUAAUGAAUCAUCAUAAUUAUGAUAAUGGUAGUGAUCAAAGCAACCGUUACAUGGAAUCAAUCAAUCUUGGUAAUCAUCAUCAACCUCAUUCAACUAGUCAAUUUUAUAAUAAUAAAGGAUCUCAUUAUCCGAUUGUUUCGAAUGAAUUAAAUGAUGACGAAAGUCACCAGAAGAAUAAUAAUUUUUGUUUAAAUCGAAAAAAAGACAUUUAUCAUCAUCACCAUAAUAAUCAGGUACAAUCCAAAACGAUUUCCAAUGAAAUGGAUAUUCAACAACAAUGUAAAUCAAUCGAAAUCGAUAAUGAAGUAGAAUGUAAUAAUAACAACAAUGAUAAUGAUGAUGAUAAAAUCGAACAAACACAAAAAUCUGUACAAAUUUUAACACCAACAGAAUCGGAACAAAUUUUAUUUGAUCCACAAUUUUCAGCUGCCGAUUUAUUUAUCAAUCAACCGACAACAUCAUCAGUUUCUAGUAAAAAAUGCAAUCAUUAUGUUAAUCAUAAUAAUUCUGAUUCAACGAAUAAUCAACAAUUGUUAUCAUUAAAUGACGACAACAUCAGUGACUGUGAUGAUUCCACGUUUUCUUUGAUUAAUAGCCAUAAUACUUUUGAUGAUGACGAUGUUUGUAGUGGUGGUGAUGGUGACCACAGCAACAACAAUAAUAAUCGCCAUUAUGUAUCAAACAAUCAGCCAACGACUUCGACGGCAUAUUGCAAUUGUUCAUCUGAUGAAAUUCAGCCAAUAACGUAUCGAAUUUGUUUAAACUGCCAAAAACCAUUAAGUUUUUCGAAUGAUAAUAAUAGCCACAUAGCGACGAAAUCUGAGUCGAUACAAAAAUGCAUCAAUUUAUUACAUAGUUCAUCAUCGGUACCUUUUAUCAGUAUUGAUAAUCAUUCACCAACUGCUGCUGCUGCUGCUGGUACAGUAUUUCAUUUAGUCGAUCAACAACGACCAAUAACGAAAAACAUUGUCUAUAGAUCCAUCAUCAACAACAAUAGUGAUAAUAGACGGGAUGAUUUGAUUGAACCAUCAACAGAAGAAUCAUUGUUUCAUCAAAAUUCAUCAUCAUCAUUCCUUAUGAUGACAAAAGAAGAUGGUGACGACGACGACGAUGAUGAUUAUGAUAGGCCACAAUUUUGUCGUAAAUGUAAUAUUUGGUAUGGUACCUUUGACCCUAGUUAUCCUUUAACAUGUCAUUGUCCAGAAAUAAUUAAAUCGAAUGCCAUAAAUAUGAAUGAUAGUGGAUCAAUAUAUUCAGUUCAUAUGCGUAAAGAUUUUAGAUAUUAUUUUCAACAUCCAUAUUCUCGUUUAUUUGUUGCCUAUUUUGUUAUUUUUUGUAAUUUUCUUAUAUUUGCCGAAGAUCCAUUGAGUCAUUCAUUGAUGGAAUGUUCGAUACCAGUGUUGGGUAAUGUUAUAUCGUUAUUGUUCACCAAAUAUCCACGAGAAUUUGAAUGGCAAUUUAUCAAAGCAUCUAUGUCUUUGUCAGCUAUUAUACUUGGUUUAUUUAUUGGCAAAUUCUUUUUACAUCAUAUUGUUUUACGGCGAAUACUACGGCUGAAAAUGUUUCGUGAAGAAAGUGGUACAUGGAUGAUUAUGUUAAUCUCAUCGGUUAUAUCAUGUUAUUUUGUUUCACAAAUUUACAAUACUUUAUUACUUAUGUUUCAUCCAUCAUAUCAUGGUUAUUUGAUUACAUCAAAAAUGGGCAUAACUUAUUCAUUGUUUAUGAAAAUUGCUGCAUGUGGAACAUGGUGUGGUGAUUUUUUCACUGCCUGGAUGAUUACCGAUAUGAUGUUACAAGAUAAUCUCUAUCCAAAUUGGGCUAUCAGUCUUCGUGCUUUUUGGUAUAAACAUGCCAACAUUCGUAUAGUGGUAUUCUGGUCAGGUUCAUUAGUCAUUGCCGCUUCAGUCAUAACAAUCAUUCUGACCGAAGUGAUUUGUUGGGAUUGUUUAACGUAUGGCUUAUUCUCAACUACCGAAUUUUCUCGUGCAUUCCUUGCUUCAUCCAUUUUAGUCAUGGAUCUAUUGAUUGUAAUGCAAGAUUGGGAUUUUCCUCAUUUUGUCUGUGAUCUUAAUAUAAAAUUACCUGGUCUUCUACAGCCAUCGUAUACAUUGAAUUUUUUUCGAAAAUCACUAAAAUUUCCAUCGGUUGAAAUUAAAAUUACUGGCAAAUGGUUCAACUAUGGAAUUAUUAUGUUUGUAAUGAUGUUGGAUUUGAAUAUGUGGAAAAAUCAGGUCAUCUAUUAUCCACCUGAUUAUGGUCAAUAUGUUGAUGCCAACACCAAACGUGUAUGUAGUAUUACUGAUCAGAAAUCGAUCACUGUUUUGCAUCGAGGAGAUGGCAUGAUUGAAUGGACAUAUAAAAAUCGUAGUCAAAUGAUUGAUCCACAAACAAAUCGUACAUACAUUGAAGAAGAUCUAAUGAUUUAUGCACGUUAUUUUGGUUUUGCAUGGGUAUACAAAAUGGCCAGUUUGAUUCCAAUUUUAGCUGGAUUUGCAUUUUUCUUAUUUUUGGUUUAUUUUUACGGUCGAUUUCCACCAAAAACUGAUGCAUCAUUGGGUGGUAGAUUACCUAAACGAAUAUCUUAUCGUUCAAGUUGGCGUCGUGAACGUCGUGAUAAUCGUAUUGGAAAAAAUCAUCAACAUCGACAUAUUUCUUGGCCAGGAUUCAAUACAGUAUUUGAUGGUUAUCGAAAUCGAUAUGAUUUAUCCGUGAUACAAAACAAUAUAAAUCCGAAUAUAAUUAAUAAUCAAAAUCAAUUGACAUCAAACACAAAUGAAGAGAAAAUAUCAAAAUCUGAUGAUGAUUCGAAAUCGACUGCGAAUCAUCAUCUAAUAAAUACUUUAAUAACCAACUUAAUGGCACCAAUAUCAUCUCGUUUCAUAAUGUCAAUACCAUCGACAUCGAUGAAAAUUUGUACAUUAAUGAUGCCUGCUACCGUAACCAAUGAUAAAUGUUUGAAAAUAAAUGAAAAUAUCAAUCUAAAUCGUUUCAAUAUUUACGAAAUGACAAAAGAUUAUUUGCAUACCGUUAACAAUAAUGCUGGUGGUGGCCAUCAACAUCGAUCAUCAUUAAAAACAACAACAACAACAACAACAUCAACAAUGUAAAUAAUAAAACUCAAAUGCAACCUUGGUGUAAUAACAAGAAAAAAGUUCCAAAAUUUCCAUUAUAAAUCUUUUAACUAAUGUUUUUUUAAAAAUUAAAUAAAUUGUGAUAUAUAAUUGUUUUUCU
Messenger RNA from Dermatophagoides farinae (American house dust mite), 3280 nucleotides. The record is from RefSeq and is a predicted model, not a curated record. NCBI's taxonomy places the organism in Eukaryota, Metazoa, Arthropoda, Arachnida, Sarcoptiformes, Pyroglyphidae.